AUGAUUGAUCCCGCAUGUUCACCAACUCAACUUCCCACUACAACCUCCCCACCACCCGCCCAAGCCUACACACCCAGCAGCCCGUCUUUUACCGUCCAUCUCAGUCGCCAAAGUAUGAGUCGAGGAGGAAAAUUGGCACCGGAAGUCAACCGAGCUCUCUUCGUAAAGAAUCUGAGCUUCAACGUCACCCCAGAGGAACUCUUUGACCUCUUUGGCAAGUUCGGCCCCGUGCGCCAGAUCCGCCAAGGAAUCGCCAACAACACCAAGGGCACAGCCUUCGUCGUCUAUGAAGAUGUAAUGGACGCAAAGUCGGCUUGCGACAAGCUGAACGGCUUCAACUUCCAGAACAGAUACCUCGUCGUAUUAUAUCACCAGCCAGAUAAGAUGCUCAAGGCCGCAAAUGAUCUCGCCGAGCGCCAAGAGAACUUAGAAAAGCUCAAAAAACAACACGGUAUUGAUUAG
Molecule: messenger RNA, 462 nt
Organism: Alternaria arborescens
Lineage: Eukaryota; Fungi; Ascomycota; Dothideomycetes; Pleosporales; Pleosporaceae
Exons: 5
Coding region: 1-462 (153 amino acids)
Molecular function (GO): RNA binding
Source: RefSeq, a predicted model, not a curated record